UCAAACUCGUCAUGAGAGCAGCAGGGUCUCGCUGUUUUUCUGUUGAAGACGUUAUGAUUUGAUAAGAGGCUACUUCCUCUUUUUUAAAAUCACGGGAAGCAUGAUGUCAUUUAUACUGCUGGAAUUCUUUUAAAAUGCUUAAAUACUGGUGUGCCUUGAAGUAGUUUUCCAACUCUUUAUUUUCUGAAAACAGCUGAUUGUUAGUCAGCAAGCUCAUAGUGCAUCAACAUGCACGAAUGCGUCGCAAUAUUCUGAAAUUUUAGGGUUGGGCCAAACACUUUCACUCGCCGGCCUUGAGUGAACUCACAAAGGAAGCAUCCAUUUGCCUCAUCCGUUCAGUCUCGAGUAGCGUUUUCUCUUACAUGGACUUGUCGGCGUUUCUCUCUUCCCCUGUGCUGUGGGUGGUUACAAUCAUCUCAGCUCUUUACAUCAUUUACAAGCAUGUCACCGCUUCCUUUAACUAUUUCUCCAACCAAGGAAUCCCUGGACCUCAACCAAACCCCAUCUUUGGCAAUAUGUGGGGCAUCUGGAAAGCGAAUCUGCCUGACUACGACGUGGAUUUAGUGAGAAACUAUGGCAAAAUAUUCGGUUAUUUUGACGGAUCAAUACCAAACCUGUGGGUCACGGAUGUGGAUUUGAUUAAGGCCAUUUUCAUCAAAGAUUUCGACCACUUCGUCGAUCGUCGGAGUAUGGAAAUUAAGCUAAAAGUCAUGCGUAAGUGGAUGACAUUAAUGAAAGGUCAAGAAUGGAAGGACGUCCGUUCAUCAGUUACACCGGCCUUCACCACCGGCAAAAUCAAACGAAUGUCUAGUCUGAUAAAAGAUUGCGUUGCUGACCUGUGUGAUCGUCUAACCUCAGCCACACAAAUUGAAGAGAAGAUUGAUGCCAAACUAAAGUUCAGUGCUUUUACAAUGGAUGUUAUAGCAAGAUGUGCAUUUGGUUUCAAGAUCGACACUAUUGGUAGCGAGAAUGAUGUUUUCAUUCGAAAUGCACGUGUCAUUGUGAAUCCACCAACUACAAGAUCGCCGGUUGGCCUAUUGCCGUUUAUUUUCCCCAAUUUCCUAAGCACGUUUGGCGGCGUUUUUGAAAGAUUAUUUAGCAUUAAAGAAAUGAAAUUCUUUUUCAAUUUGCUUGAGGAUGUACUACGUGAUAGGUCACAAUCAAAAGAGAAUUACCACGAUUUUAUUGAAAUAGCCAACGAAUCUAUUUCUGAAUUCACCAAGGAAGUUGAUGGCAAAACAGUGCCUAUGUGGACACGUGAGGAAAUUGACGAGAUUAUAAUGGGACAGUCUACACUCUUUAUGCUGGCCGGUUUUGACACGACAGCAACCACUUUAACAAACACUUGCUUUCAACUGGCAAGGAAUCCGGACAUCCAGGAAAAAUUGUACGACACUGUCAUUACCAAAAUGGAAGAAUAUGGCGAGGUGUGUCAUGAUAUGGUCCAAGACUUGCCUUACCUUGAGAUGGUUAUUCAAGAAGUUUUGCGCUUUUAUCCACCACUUUUAAGAGUUGAACGUCAAUGCACGAAAGAUUAUUCUUAUGACAAUGGUCGCAUUCAAAUGAAAAAGGGACAGCUUGUUACAGUGCCGGCUUAUGCCCUUCAUCGCAUGGAAGAAUACUAUCCUGAUCCAGAAAAAUUUGACCCUGAAAGAUGGAACCCUGAAAAUAAAGCCAAACGCAGUCCUUACACCUUUAUGGCCUUUGGUAUGGGACCACGCAACUGUGUCGGUAUGCGAUUUGCCAUGGAAGAGAUGAAGAUUGCUAUUGCCACUGUGAUCCAAAAAUUUCGCUUCUUUCCUGUUGAAGAAACUCCGGAGAAGCUCCGUUUCGAUGAUGGAUUUAUCCAAAUUCUACAACCUUUACAUGCGACGUUGGGUAUCGAAUUCCGACAAACCUUCUCCGGCUGAAAGAAAGGCAAGAAAUGGAAUACGUGGAGUGUUAAGUGGGCACUCUUUUUCAUAGGACAAACAAGGAUUUUUCAAGAAAAUUUCCAACAAAGAAAACUUGCAAAUAACGAUUUGAUAUCUACUGCUAUGCAAGCUAUGCAAGCUAUGCAAAUCAAGCUUCUUACAGCAUCUUUCGUUUUGACUUAGUAUGAAAAAACGAUUUAAUUGUUGUUUUCCGCGAAAUAUAGGCAGUGAUGGAAUUAAAAUAUGACGAGACUGUCUUUACACCCUCAACAGAUAAAGAGAUAAUCGAAACAUAUCUUGGUGGCCAUGAAAAAGCAGAAAAAAAUAUUACACAUUGAAAACUAAUUAUUGAUUGAAUAUUUGUCGCGUUUGUAAAUUAAAUAAAAUAAAAUUAUCUGGCUAUU
Daphnia magna is the source of this 2317-nucleotide messenger RNA. Its product is annotated as cytochrome P450 3A14. The coding region runs from base 363 to 1910 and encodes 515 amino acids. Lineage: Eukaryota; Metazoa; Arthropoda; Branchiopoda; Diplostraca; Daphniidae. The transcript is spliced from 14 exons. The record is from RefSeq and is a predicted model, not a curated record. Gene Ontology annotation, molecular function: iron ion binding; monooxygenase activity; heme binding.